AUGGCCAGAGCAUCUUCUACUAAAGCUAGAAAACAGAGGCAUGAUCCACUUUUAAAGGAUUUAGAUGCAGCUCAAGGUACCUUGAAAAAAAUCAACAAAAAGAAGCUAGCACAGAGUGAAGCUGCAAAUAACGAAGCUGCAAAUGACGAGGAUGGCUACAUAGACUCUAAAGCAUCAAGAAAGAUUUUACAGUUGGCUAAGGAACAACAGGAUGAAAUUGAAGGUGAAGAACUUGCUGAAUCAGAAAGAAAAAAGCAACUUGAAGCCAGGUUUACCACAAUGAGCUAUGACGAUGAAGACGAAGACGAGGAUGAAGAAAGUUUUGAAGAAGACAUUUCAGAUUUUGAACCAGAAGGUGAUUUUAAAGAAGAGGAAGAGAUAGUUGAGAUUGACGAAGAAGACGCUGCGAUGUUCGAGCAAUAUUUCAAGAAAUCAAAUGAUUUUAACUCUCUAAGUGGUAGCUAUAAUCUUGCAGAUAAGAUCAUGGCCUCUAUCCGAGAAAAGGAGAGUCAACUUGAGGAUAUGCAAGAUGAUGAACCGCUUGCUAAUGAACAGGAUACCUCAAGAGGCAAUAUAUCAUCCGGUUUGAAAAGUGGAGAGGGUGUUGCACUUCCAGAGAAGGUCAUCAAAGCAUAUACCACGGUGGGCAGUAUUCUGAAAACUUGGACCCACGGUAAAUUGCCAAAACUAUUCAAGGUUAUCCCAUCCUUACGAAAUUGGCAAGAUGUCAUAUAUGUCACCAACCCCGAAGAAUGGUCACCACACGUUGUUUACGAGGCAACUAAAUUGUUUGUAUCCAACCUAACCGCUAAAGAAUCUCAGAAAUUUAUUAAUUUAAUCUUACUUGAACGUUUUCGUGAUAAUAUCGAAACCAGUGAAGAUCACUCCUUAAACUAUCAUAUAUAUCGUGCGGUGAAAAAGUCACUUUAUAAGCCAAGUGCUUUUUUCAAAGGUUUCCUAUUUCCAUUGGUUGAAACAGGCUGUAAUGUACGUGAAGCCACAAUUGCGGGAAGUGUGCUUGCCAAGGUCUCCGUUCCUGCUUUACAUUCUUCAGCUGCCUUGAGUUAUCUUUUAAGGCUACCGUUCUCUCCCCCUACAACUGUUUUUAUCAAAAUUUUGCUUGACAAGAAGUAUGCCUUACCAUACCAAACGGUUGACGAUUGUGUGUAUUACUUUAUGAGAUUUAGAAUUUUAGAUGAUGGCAGUAAUGGGGAAGAUGCUACAAGAGUACUUCCAGUGAUAUGGCACAAAGCCUUUUUAACAUUUGCACAACGUUACAAGAACGAUAUUACCCAAGAUCAAAGAGAUUUCUUGUUGGAAACUGUUCGUCAAAGGGGCCAUAAAGAUAUCGGUCCCGAAAUUAGAAGAGAACUAUUGGCAGGAGCUAGCAGGGAGUUUGUUGACCCACAGGGAGCCAACGAUGAUUUAAUGAUUGAUGUCAAUUAA
Saccharomyces paradoxus is the source of this 1446-nucleotide messenger RNA. RefSeq names its product snoRNA-binding rRNA-processing protein ENP1 (gene ENP1). Gene Ontology annotation, molecular function: snoRNA binding. Gene Ontology annotation, cellular component: preribosome, small subunit precursor; cytoplasm; nucleolus. Lineage: Eukaryota; Fungi; Ascomycota; Saccharomycetes; Saccharomycetales; Saccharomycetaceae. Gene Ontology annotation, biological process: rRNA processing. The transcript has a single exon. The coding region runs from base 1 to 1446 and encodes 481 amino acids. The record is from RefSeq and is a predicted model, not a curated record.